Synchiropus splendidus (mandarinfish) is the source of this 2121-nucleotide messenger RNA. Its product is annotated as pescadillo homolog. The transcript has 2 exons. Bases 91 to 549 code for a protein of 152 amino acids. The record is from RefSeq and is a predicted model, not a curated record. Lineage: Eukaryota; Metazoa; Chordata; Actinopteri; Syngnathiformes; Callionymidae.
GUCCUCCAUCUUUGUCUCCUCUGUAAACUCCCUCUGAAUGUUAAUGUGCUCAGAAGACUGCCUCUGGCUCAGUUGUCAAGGCAACGAUUGAUGAGGAGGAUGGCCGCCAUCUCCAUCAUGACACACAAUGGCUUUAUUCCUGUACAUUGUUGCUGCUGUGUCACCACGUUACUCACUGAACCUUGUCAGAAGUUACCAGCAUCUAUUACUGGUGAAGAAGAUGAUGAUGAUGAUGAUGAAGAUGAGGAUGAUGAUGAUGAAGAUGAGUAUGAUGAUGGUGGUGAAGAAGAAGAUGAAGAUGAUGAAGAUGACGAUAUAAUGGUGAUGAUGGUGAUGAUGAUGAUGGUGAAGAAGAAGAUCAAGAUGAGGAUGAUGAUGGUGAUGAUGAUGAUGAUCGUGAAGAAGAAGAUGAAGAUGAGGAUGAUGAUGGUGAUGAUGAUGAUGGUCGUGAAGAAGAAGAUGAAGAUGAGGAUGAUGAUGGUGAUGAUGAUGAUGGUCGUGAAGAGGAAGAUGAAGCUGAUGAAGAUGAGGAUGAUGAUGGUGAUAUGAUGAUGGUCGUGAAGAAGAAGAUGAGGAUGAUGAUGGUGAUGAUGAUGGUUGUGAAGAAGAAGAUGAAGCUGAUGAAGAUGAGGAUGAUGAUGGUGAUGAUGAUGAUGGUCGUGAAGAAGAAGAUGAAGAUGAUGAUGAUGGUGAUGAUGAUGAUGAUGAUGAAGAUGAUGAUGAUGGUAAUGAUGAUGACGAAAAUGAUGAUGAUGUGGUGAUGAUGAUGAUGAUGAAGAUGAAGAUGAUGAUGAUAAUGAUGAUGAACAUGAUGAUGGUGAUGAUGAUGAUGAUGAUGAAGAUGAUGAUGAUGGUGAUGAUGAUGAUGAUGAUGAUGACGUGGUGAUGAUGGUGAUGUGGUGAUGAUGAUGAUGAUGAUGAUGGUGACCUGAUGAUGAUGAAGAUGAUGAUGAUGAUGAUGUGGUGAUGAUGGUGAUGUGGUUAUGAUGGUGAUGUGGUGAUGGUGACCUGAUGAUGAUGAAGAUGAUGAUGAUGGUGAUGAUGAAGAAGAUGAUGAUGAUGAUGUGAUGUGAUGAUGAAGAUGAUGAUGAUGAUGUGGUGAUGGUGAUGGUGGUGAUGAUGAUGAUGAAGAUGAUGAUGGUGACCUGAUGGUGAUGAUGAUGGUGAUGGUGAUGGUGAAGAUGAUGAUGAUGUGGUGAUGAUGGUGAUGUGGUGAUUGUGAUGGUGAUGUGCAGGUCAGUUGUCCUCAGCCUCCACCAGAGCCUCAGGCUGGAGGCUCAGCAGGGUUAAUCCCAAACUCUUCCCUCUGCGCCGAAGCUCCAGCUGUUCCUGAUGCCCUCACGUGAGGCAUCAGCUUACAGAGCCAAACUCUGUCCAGAACUGCUCUUCUAAUCUCAAGACUGUGCCGGGCCCUCCAGUGGGACCGCCUGGACUUAAUAACCCGCUGACCCUUUUAGACAAAUCCUCCCUCAGACCUUGAUGCUGAUGGUUACGCCAGCCCGGGCCCUGAGCUACUGACCCUCGCCGCCACGCCAACACACACACACACACACACACACACACACACACACACACACACACACACACGCACACGCACGCACACUCACUUGGUUGAAAAGGGCAAAUGGGCAUCCUGGGACAAAAUCAGAAGCACAGUCCGAUCUGGUUUUAAUACCGCUGUUUCACGUUCACGCUACACUGUUGUGCUGCUGAUCACCGGCGUGAGCCCCGACAGCAGUUGCUAACGUGACCAACACAUCACAUCCUCUGAUCCUCAUGUGAGAACUAACAAUCCUAACCACCAGAGUCAAGUUACCCUGGUCACUGAGAGUGGAGCCCCACUGCACCCCCUGCUGGCUGGAGUGAUGGUGCUGCUGUGUGUGGAGGAUGUUAAACUUGACACUUGCUUUGUUUUUUGUUCACCUUGCUCUGUGGGAUUCAGUGGGGUCAGCCUUUGACCUUUGACCUUCACCACUCACUCAACAAUGUGGAGAAGCGAGUCUGAAGCCAGAGGGGUUGAGUGCUCUGGUCUUGAUGUGGACCUUGUGUGUUGGGUUUGGGUCAGGGUCCAUUGACUUUGCAGGUGAUCAAACACUGAUCCCGCCCCUUCCUCUGCUCUCU